This is a messenger RNA of Salvelinus namaycush (lake trout), 3402 nucleotides long. RefSeq names its product ephrin type-B receptor 5-like. Bases 1 to 3402 code for a protein of 1133 amino acids. Gene Ontology annotation, biological process: central nervous system projection neuron axonogenesis; protein phosphorylation; axon guidance. The transcript is spliced from 19 exons. Lineage: Eukaryota; Metazoa; Chordata; Actinopteri; Salmoniformes; Salmonidae. The record is from RefSeq and is a predicted model, not a curated record. Gene Ontology annotation, cellular component: neuron projection; membrane. Gene Ontology annotation, molecular function: ATP binding; transmembrane-ephrin receptor activity; protein binding.
AUGUAUAUUAAAAAGUGGGAUGAGGUCAGUGUCCUAGAUGACCAGGGGAAACUCAUCCGGACCUUUGAGGUCUGCAACGUCAACCAGAACCCCCGUCUCCAGGACAACUGGCUGGCCACGCCCUUCCUCUUCCGCUUCUCGGCACCACGAGUCUUUGUGACGCUGCGUUUCUCCGUGCGGGACUGUGCCAGCCUGCGCUCGCCCUCACCCUCCUGCCGAGAGACACUCACCCUCUACUACAAACAGGCCGACUCACAGAGAGAGCUGGAGAGGACAUGGAAUGCAGAGCCGUCCAGUGCAGAGAAGGACACGAGGGAGGGCUGGGUGAAGAUUGACACCAUAGCAGCAGAUAAGAGUUUCACCAAGGUGGAGCCCAGCCUGCCUCACCAGUACCAACCAGACCGCUACCGUCGGGUCAACAUCAAGACCCGCAGCUUCGCGCCGCUCACACGCAAUGGAUUCGUCCUGGCCAUCGUCGACAGCGGCGCAUGCGUCUCUCUCAUGGGUGUGUCCAUCUUCUACCGCCGCUGCCCAGCAACCAAUCGCUAUCUUGCUUCCUAUCCGGCCACACCCUCAGGGGCGGAGCCUACCGCCCUGGUCCCUGUGACUGGGACUUGUGUUCCCCACAGCCAAGCACAGGGAGGCUCCGCCUCCCGCAUGCACUGCAACGCAGAAGGUGAAUGGAUGGUGCCGGUGGGUGGGUGCAUCUGUGAAGAGGGAUAUGAGCCCAAUCAAAACAGAUCUGCCUGCUUAGUUACCCACAGCCUUGACAGAAACACGCACCCACUCGGAAUGGAGUCAGCAGGAGCAGGUGCCCCUGCAGUAGGGGUUGCGGAACGAGGCCAGCAGCAUGCUGCCAUGCUACAGCAUCUUGGCAGCGCCAUGGAUCGCAUUCUACAAACCAUGGAGCGCUGGGAGAGAAGAGGAGUCCCUCCAGCGUCUUCACCAGCACCACCAGUCUCACCAUCACUCACCCCUCCUUCACCCGGGCCCAGUGGGAUUCGGCUCGCCCUCCCGAGGGAGUAUGAUGGAACGGUGGCGGGUUAUCAGGGGUUCUUGCUCCAACUAGAGCUCUACCUGGCAACCGUCCACCCGGCUCCUUCGGGCCGUGAGAGCGUGGCCGCCCUCGCCUCCUGCCUCUCAGGGAAAGCACUGGAGUGGGCCAACGCCGUAUGGGGGGAAGGAGAAGCGGUGUUGGACCACUUCGAGGAUUUUGAUUUUGACCAACCAGUCUUUGACCACCCGCCUGAGGAAUGUCCAGUGGGGUACUUUAAGUCGGUGUUGGGUUCGGUUCCGUGUUCAGUGUGUCCGUCUAACAGCAGAACCAGUCAGGAGGGAUCGCGUGUGUGUGAGUGUCGCAGCGGCUUCUACAGAGCACCCGCCGACGUCAACUCCUCCGCCUGCACAAGCUCUCCCUCUGCUCCGACCUCUGUCUCCUGGGAGUAUGAGAGUGGUGAUGGUGGGGUGUCUCUGCGCUGGCGCCCUCCAGUGGACAUGGGUGGUCGUAGCGAGGUGUGGUAUGGGGUGGUGUGUAGGAUCUGUCCCUCGGCCACCUUCACCGCCCCGGGGGCGUGCUCCUGGUGUGGAGAGGCGGUCACCUUCACCCCAUCCCAGACUGGCAUCAAGCAGACCAAGGUCACCCUCAACAACCUGCUCACCAGAGUCACCUACCUUAUACAGGUACAAGCGGUCAAUGAUGUCUCAGCUCUGAGUCCUUUCCCGCCUCAAUUCAUCAGCAUCAAUUUCACUACUAGCCAAUCAGUGCCCUCUCUGGUCCCUAGCCUGCACCAGUUGAGUCGAGCCCCAGACUCCAUCACCCUGUCCUGGCCACAGCCUGACAGACCCAAUGGAGACAUACUGGAGUACCAGCUCAGAUACUACGACAAGGGUUCAGAUGAGGACAGUGCAGUGAGUGUGUUCAGUGAGACCAACACAGUGACUGUCAACUAUCUGGCUCCUGGCUCCAUCUAUGCCUUCCAGAUCAGGGCCCGCAACGAGAGGGGCUAUGGCCCCUACAGUCAUACUAUCUACUUCACUACAUUGGCCCUGGAGGAGAGUUCUAAGCAGAUCCAGAAUCGGCUCCCUCUAUUGGUUGGUUCUGUGAUGGGCGGGGCAGCCUUCCUCCUGGUCAUUGUGGCGAUAGUGGUCGUUUUUGUGUUCCGCAGUAAGAGGAGGGAGAGCCCCUACAGUGACAGACUCCAGAGGUACAUCAGCCACAAAGGGGGGGUGAAGUACUACGUGGACCCUUCCACCUAUGAGGACCCCAGUGAGGCGGUCAAGGAGUUUGCCCGUGAGAUCGACCCCUCUCACCUCAAGAUAGAAGAGGUGAUUGGUGCAGCCCAGUUUGGGGAGGUGUCUCGGGGGCGCUACCGCCCCCUGGGUCGUAGGGAGGUGCUGGUGGCGGUGAAGACGCUACGCUGGGGCGUGACAGACAGAGAGAAGGCAGUGUUUAUGACCGAGGCGGGGGUGCUGGGUCAGUUUGACCACCCCAACGUGCUGAAGCUGGAAGGGGUGGUCACACAAAGCCCACCAGAGAGGAUCAUCACUGAGUUCAUGGAGAAUGGACCACUGGAUGCCUUCCUCAGGGAGAAUGAGGACCAGUUCAGUGUUCUCCAGCUGGUAGGGAUGGUGAGGGGUGUUGGGGCUGGGAUGAGGUACCUCUCUGAGAGGAACUUUGUCCACCGGGACCUGGCUGCUAGGAACGUGCUGGUCAACUCUAACCUGGUGUGUAAGGUGUCUGACUUUGGGCUGUCGCGCCUCAUGAGGGGUCUGGACCAUAACAUGCCCACCUACACUGCCUCACUGGGCAGUAAGAUUCCUGUCAGGUGGACAGCCCCGGAGGCCUUCCAGCAUCGCAAGUUCAGCUCAGCUAGUGAUGUCUGGAGCUUCGGAGUGCUCAUGUGGGAAGUGAUGUCAUAUGGCGAGCGGCCAUACUGGGACAUGAGCAAUCAGGAAGUAAUGAAGGCGGUAGCAGACCAGUACCGUCUCCCAGCCCCAAAUAACUGUCCUCCAGCGCUCCACUCCCUGAUGCUGCAGUGUUGGCAGGCUGAGAGGGGCGACCGGCUAGGCUUCGACUCCCUCCUCUCCUCCCUGGACAGGCUCAUACGACACCCUGCCUCCCUCAAGGCAGAGCAUCCCCGCUCCACCCAGCCACUGCUGAGUCCCACCCCCACAGACCUGUCGUCGGUGGCGACGGUCAGUGAGUGGCUGACAGCGUUAAGGAUGGACAGGUAUAAGGACCAGUUUGAGAGGGCACAUCUGGACACACUGGACCGAGUCAGCAGGCUAACCAUGGAGGAUGUGCAGAACCUGGGGGUGAACCUGUUGGGACACCAGAGGAAAAUCACCAAUGCGGCCCAGCAGCUCAGAACCCAUCUCACCCAGGGCCAGGUGGAGGUCUAG